AUGGGCGGUCUCUCUGCCUUAGGCGCUUUGGUCUGCAGCCAUAAGGUCUUAACCAUCUGUUUCCUGGUCACGAAAGUAUCAUACGGUAGAGAAAUCCGAAAAAAUGCAACCCGAGAAACGCGCCGAGAUGUGAAGGAUGCGCGGGAGACGCUCGCGACGGACAUUCCUCAGGCUAUCGACAACAAUACCAUUAUCCGUAAAUAA
Messenger RNA from Pyrenophora tritici-repentis Pt-1C-BFP, 204 nucleotides. Lineage: Eukaryota; Fungi; Ascomycota; Dothideomycetes; Pleosporales; Pleosporaceae. The record is from RefSeq and is a predicted model, not a curated record.